AUGAGUAGAGGAGGACGGCCACGCGGUUCAACGAGAGGUGGCGGAGGAAACCGAGGUAAUGGCAACUCAUCGGUUGACGUUCCCCAAAAGUCGAUCUCACAACAACAAACAGCUCAACUGAAAUCCGAGUUCUCGAUUGCUCCUUUGGUUCUCGAAGGUCUAUCGUCAACAAGGAUUGAGCUUAACAAAUUGAUCGUGACUCAAUUACCUGAAGAGAAACUUUCCGACAUUCAACUCAAUCGAAACAACGGCUCUUUCACGCUAUAUGCCGCUGAUGUUAAAUCGUUUAAUCUCCUACUGAACGGCGCCUCGAAAUUAAGGACGGGCAGUGAACAAGCAACAAUUCGUAUUCCUCGAUCGAUCCAACGCAUUCUCAACAUGGAUAAAGACGCUUUUGUUAAGAACGUUGAUCUAGACAUCGAAGAUGACGACAUCCGAACAGAGCUAUCAAAAAAUGGCUUUAACGUCGAAAAAUUAAGUCGUCUACAAAAGAGAGGCAACACGGUCCAACUCGAACAGUAA
Molecule: messenger RNA, 522 nt
Organism: Didymodactylos carnosus
Lineage: Eukaryota; Metazoa; Rotifera; Eurotatoria; Philodinida; Philodinidae
Source: the annotation of a GenBank genome assembly